AUGGAGAAGCAAAGAAGAAUACCCGUGGUAAUUGGCGUCGGUGAUAUAAAAAAUGCCUCCAAAAAGACCGAGGAUGCUGCCGAGCCGCUGCAGCUUAUCCUGCAAGCAGUUGAAAUGGCAAUAAAGGACUCUGAGGUUUCAAGCCAGGCAGUCAAUCAACUCAGGUCGAGCAUUGACAGUGUGGAUGUUGUCAGGACAUGGACUUGGCCAUAUCCAGAUCUACCAGGUUCAAUUGCUGAGAGGUUAGGGGUUCAACCAAAACACAAAUUUUAUAGCGACAAUGGUGGCAACUCUCCCUGCAAGCUCUUCGAUGAAGCUGCCCGUCGUGUUGCCCUGGGACAAAGCAACGUUGCGUUGGUUACAGGAGGCGAAGCGCUGGCCUCACUCGAAGCUUUCGCGCGGGAGAAGAAAAUGCCUCCACCCGGUUGGACACAGCCGGAUGAAGCUGUCACUGGCGUGUUUUCCGUGAAGAAUAUGAAAUUGAAGGAAAACCUGGGCUCUAUCCAUUCUAUCGGGCUCCCAGUCCAGAUAUACCCACUUUACGAGAACGGAUUUAGGGCUCGUCGCUCCCAGUCACUACAGGACAACCACCGGGAAUCAGCUGAAUUAUAUGGCGACUUUGCCAGAGUGGCAGAGAAAAAUCCUCUGGCUUGGAGUUAUGGCAAGCCGGCCGAGACGCCUCAAUCUAUUGGAACUGUGACCAAACGCAACUGUCUUAUCUGUUCUCCAUAUCCCCUUCUCAUGAACGCGUUUAAUACGGUCAAUCUUGCCGCGGCCUGCCUUAUAACGAGCACUGAAUUUGCACGAAAGCUCGGCGUCCCUGAAAGUCGGUGGAUAUAUCCUUUGGCUGGUGCAGGAACGGCCGACAGUAGCAACUUUUGGGAACGCCCGAAUUUCUAUUCAAGCCCGUCGAUUUCUAGGUCGCUAGACACGGCUCUGGAUCUCUCAGGUUUGCAAAAGGAGGAUAUUGAUAUUUUUGAUUUUUACUCCUGUUUUCCUAUCGUUCCCAAACUCGCCUGUGAGCAUUUGGGGUUGCCGAUUGUUAACUCACCAAAACCUAUUACACUCCUUGGAGGGUUAACAUCCUUUGGAGGUGCUGGGAACAAUUACUCUAUGCAUGCUAUCACGGCUAUGGUUCACCAACUCAGACAAGCCUCUGGACGCCCUCGUCAUGGAUUGGUCCUAGCUAAUGGCGGAGUGCUAAGCUACCAACAUGUCGUUGUUCUUUCUUCUCAGCCCCGAAAACAUGGAUCGCCUUACCCGAGCGAGAAGGCCCUUCCAGAUGUUUUGACUGACGUGGACGUCCCAGUCGUUGACAGCCAGGCCGAGGGAGAGGCGGUCGUAGAAACCUACACUGUUGAAUACAGCAGGGACGGCACUCCAUUGCGGGCGUAUGUGGUGGGACUUUUGAAGAGUAACAACCACCGGUUUAUUGCCAAUCACGGAGACGAAAAUACAUUGACGCAGCUUUGCAAUAUAUCAGAAGAACCGAUUGGAAGAACUGGCUAUGUUAGAAGCGACUCGGACAAAAAAGAGAGGAACUUGUUCAGCUUUGAAAGAGUCAGGAAACUGUGA
Messenger RNA from Coccidioides immitis RS, 1575 nucleotides. RefSeq lists its product as uncharacterized. The coding region runs from base 1 to 1575 and encodes 524 amino acids. The transcript has 7 exons. Lineage: Eukaryota; Fungi; Ascomycota; Eurotiomycetes; Onygenales; Onygenaceae. The record is from RefSeq and is a predicted model, not a curated record. Gene Ontology annotation, molecular function: acyltransferase activity.